Molecule: messenger RNA, 1476 nt
Organism: Anisakis simplex (herring worm)
Lineage: Eukaryota; Metazoa; Nematoda; Chromadorea; Rhabditida; Anisakidae
Source: the annotation of a GenBank genome assembly
AUGGCGGAUUGCUACAAGCAGCUAUCGUUAACUGAGACUCAUCAAAAGUUGCCAGGACUUCGUGCGCGUCCACGACGUGCAAUUGCUAACAACAUAAUUGAUCUAAAGCAACGUUCCAUAUCGCAUCCCUCAUUUCUUGGGAAACGACGAGUGGUUGAUUAUUCAUCGAACGACGUAAGAUAUCGCCAUCCUUCACGUAGACGCCACGGAAAUGAUCGAAUUGUUAACACCGAACCAUCAUCACAAUUGUUAUCAUCAUCACGUUAUGACUACGGUGUUAUUUCAUCAAUGAAUCCAAAGGUUUCGUAUGCAACAACUUAUCACGAGAUGCCUCAGAAAGCAACUAUAAGACGUAAAGCAAUUGGUAAAAAGUUUCGCUAUGGAAAGACUAAACAAUAUUCUUGGCCAACCGCAAGUUUUGUUCAGACGUCCUCUCCAUAUCUUAUGUUUGGCCCACGUGAAUACACUCCAUACGAUGAAUCAUCGCUUGAUUUAAAGGCUGGUGAGGAGGACUUUGACUACGUGCGCAUGAUGGAUAAUGGUAAAAGUGAGUGGAACAAUCUCAAUUCACUUCCAGGAAUGAUAGAGCAGCAGCCGUAUCAACAGCCAGCAUAUAUACCGGCUACUGCUGCUGCUGCUCCCAGUUACGUCCAAUUGGCCAGUCAAUCAUUUCCACUCGUCAAUUAUUAUUCACCAUCGCAAGUGACCAGCACGACCAUCUCUCGGAAUGCCAUCCCACUAGAUGUGCCCUAUGCCAAUGUUCAACGUGCAUCACCAAACUUCCUUGCUGCUCCCGUAUAUGAUGCUUACGAUUCAACGGCAAAUCUGAACAAUGUUUUCGGGGCGCUGCAAUGUUUCAGUGGUGAUAUGACGGUUGAAACUCCAGAAGGCAUAAAAUCAAUUCGUGCAUUGCGAAUUGGCGAUAAUGUACUUUCAAUUGAUGGCUCAUCGGUAACAGCUUACUGCUCCAUAAGUGGCCAUUAUCUUUCAAUUUUAUGCAACAUUCAUUUCCAAUUCCUAAUUUUACGAAUCUUCUGCAUAAAUUUUCAGGAAUUCUUUACUUUGGAACAAAACAUAAGCUACUCACCAGUGAUAAUGUUUUUGCACCGACUCGACGACGAAAUAGCUGAAUUCAAUUUAUUGACAAUGACUGAUUGUUGUGAGAAGAGGAACGAAACAAAUCACUUGCAGGUUGUUGACUCCGGAAUCUAUGCGCCCUUAACAACAACCGGAAAAAUCUUCAUCAAUUCUGUACUGUCCUCAUGUCACAGUAACGUAGUGCUAGAAACAUUGCAACAAACAUUUUUCACACAAAUCAAACGUUUCAAUUCGUGGUUUAGAGAAUGGUGGACGAGCACCGAACAGGACAAAUGUGAUUCAUCAAAAUGUGAUGAACAAUUACAUCUACCAUUCGGUGUUGAAUAUCUAACCACAGUGCUUGACUUAAUCGUACCGCAUGAAACGUUCAUGCGUUAA